CCAUAAUUAAAUACUAUCUCAGCCUUGCAUCCCAUUUACUGUCUAUACUUGAAAGCCGCUCCCUCCCAGAACAGCCAACUCCUCAUCAGACAGCGAGUUCAGCAUUUCCCUACGCGUACGAGACGAUCGAGACCGAUGCCUGAACCAUACGCGGCAGUAUAUACCGGCAACAUAACAGACGGCAACUCGAGAGCCGUCUACGGAAACAUUCAUGGAAAUAUAAACUUUGGUGGUGAGGGAGGUGGCUCGGUUCUCAAUCAGUGUCUCCGCGACUUAAGAGUCACUGACCCGCGCGAGGAUAGAGCACGUAUCGAAGAAGGCAAGGACACGCUGCUCAGAAGUUGCUACGGCUGGAUCUUGAACAAUCCAACUUUUCGGCACUGGAGGACUGCCAAGGAGUCACGACUGCUUUGGAUCCAGGGCGAUCCAGGGAAGGGCAAGACGAUGAUGACUAUGGGCAUCAUCGAUGAGCUGUCACCAGAAGAGAUGUUGCGGCCUAAAAGUAUGAAGGCCGGCUCUAGCCCUGGAUUGGUAGCGUUCUUCUUCUGUCAAAAUGCCAGGCCGCAGCUCAACAAUGCAGUUUCGGUCCUACGUGGGCUUAUCUACAUGCUCGUUAGACAGAAAGAAGAUCUCAUGCCACAUGUACAAAAGCAAUACGAUAUUACGGGCAGCAAGCUUUUCGACGGACCCAAUGCUGUUUAUGCACUGAAAGAAAUACUGUCAAAAAUAUUACAUGAUCCCUCUCUUCCGAUAACAUAUCUUCUUAUCGACGCCCUCGAUGAGUGCGUGUCUGGUCGGCCUGACAUCUUACGCAUCAUCACCGACGACAAACUUGCACCGCGGUCAAAGGUUAAGUGGAUGGUGACAAGCCGUAACGUGCCGGACAUCAAGCGAUACCUACAGCCUGGUUUGCUCGAGGCAAAGGUCAGCCUUGAGGUCAGCACAAGCCAGGUAUCGGAAGCGGUUGCAGCGUAUGUCAGCUAUAAAGUCCAGCAACUGGCGAAGUCAUUGGACUACGAUCCUAGCACCGAAGCAGAGGUGAAGCAAGUGCUUUGCGAAAAAGCAGAAGGCACAUUCCUAUGGGUAUCGCUGGUCUGUAAGGAGUUGGAGGAAGUGCCGCUCUAUCGUACACGAGCGGUGCUGCAAGAUCUACCGCCCAGACUAGAUCCCUUGUACAAACGAAUGAUGGCACAGAUCUUGGCACAGAAGGAUGUUCAAACUGCAAAAUACUGUAAGGACAUCCUCCGAUCGACAACUCUCGCCUACCGGCCGCUCCACCUUGAGGAGAUCGCGAUGGUGGCUGGCCUCCCUAACGAUUUGUUUCACCAGGUGAAGGCAAUUGUCGACCUGGUAAGUCGCUGUGGGUCUUUUCUUACCAUACGGCAAAACAUCGUGUCUUUUAUCCAUUUAUCUGCCAGAGAUUACCUUAUGUCAGAUGAUAGCCAGAAGAUAUUCGGCCAGCCAGCAUCAGAAGAGGCGAAACAAAUAGCUAUCCGCAUUCUCGAUAUCAUGCACAGAACACUACAUCAAGAUAUAUGCAGUCUGAAGUCUAUGAAAAUAGGUAUACAGAAAGCAAAAGACCGAGUGAAGGACAGUAUCCUACCACGGAUUACAUACGCAUGCGAGUACUGGGUUGAUCAUGUGCAGCAAUGUGCGCAGAAUUGUGAUAGUGUUAUCUCGGACGGUGGAAAGGUUGACGAACUUUUUCGAUGUCACUUCCUCCAUUGGGUUGAGGCUAUGACGUUGUUGCAAAAAUUACCCGAAGCUAUUCUAGCAUUACGGAAGCUCCAGUUGGUGAUGAAUAGACCCAAUAGCACUAAAUUGGCUCAAUUUGUACAAGACGCAUUGCUAUUUUUGAUGUGGAGCUCAUCAGGGAUACAGAACAAGCCUUUGCAAGUAUACCGUGGCGCGCUAAUAUUUUCGCCAAAACGGAGCUUGGUUCGACAACUGUGCUUGCAGGAAAUUUCGAAACAGGUUGAGGUGAGGAUAGGCCUCGAAAAUGACUGGGGUCCUAUACCGCAGUCUCUAGAAGGCCACCAUGGCAAAGUGAAGAGCGUAGUUUUUUCACAUGAAGGAGAACGAAUAGCUGCAGCUUCAACUGACGAGACGGUGCGAGUUUGGGAGACACAUACAGGGAAUCUUGUAUGCACAUUUGAAGACCACACAGACUGCGUCAACAGUGUCGUUUUUGCGCCCAAGGGGGACCGAUUAGCAUCAGCCUCGCACGACAAAACAGUGCGAAUAUGGAACGUGACUGGCCAACUACUUCACACGCUUAGGGGGCAUGCGAGUAAAGUAAAUAGUGUGGCCUUUUCAUUCGAUGGAAGCCAGUUGGCAUCAGGGUCGAAUGACAGAACAGUAUGUGUAUGGGAUGCUACAGGUCACUCACUACAUACGCUUGAAGGCCAUACAGACAAAGUCACUAGCGUAGCCUUUGCGCCUCGAGGACAACUAUUAGCCUCGAGCUCCCGUGAUGGAACAAUUCGGAUGUGGGACACAGAAACAGGAAACCUUCUUUACAUACUUGAAUGUUUAAUGGGGUUUGCCCAGAGCGUGGUGUUCUCUCCGACCCGCAACGAACUUGUAUCAGGAUUAAACAAUGGGUGGCUCAGAGUAUGGGAUUUAGAUACUAGGGAGUUUCUCUACACGGCCCAGUGCCAUGUUGGAAAGAUCACCAGUAUAUCCUUACCGGCAGCUGGAGAUCGAAUCGCGUUAGUCUCACGAGAUGGUAUAGUAAAUAUUCGGAACGCAAAUAACCUACGUUCUCUCAAUACCCUUGUAGGUCACCUGGACGGCGCUAAAAGUGUGGCUUUCUCGUCAACAGGCGACAAACUAGUAACAGGUUACUGGCAUGGGUCAGUGCUAGUCUGGGACUUAAAACAUGGACAACUACCACAGACACUCCAAGGCCAUCUCAACGAGGUAUCAUGCAUAGCCUUUUCUCCAGCAGGUGAUCGAAUAGCAUCAGGUUCAUUGGAUAGGACAUUGAAGUUGUGGGAUAUAAAGACAGGGGAGCUGUUACACAUCCUUACGAGCCACAGUGCAAUUGGGAAGGUAGCCUUCUCGCCAGCAGGAAACCGGGUAGCAGCAGGUUCAUUGACUGGAAGAGUGCAGAUAUGGGAUGCGAAUACGGAGGAUAUAUUGUACAGCUUCAAAGCUCAUACGGGGGACAUCGCGACAUUAGUCUUCUCCCCUACAGGAGAUCAACUCGUAUCAGGUUCUACAGAUGGAACGGUUCGAAUAUGGGGCGCAGAAACGGGGCAGCCAAUGCACACUCUGGCAGGCCACACUGAUACAGUUAGUAUUGUAGUCAUUUCGCUAACAGGCGAUCGACUAGCAUCAGGUUGUAGUGAUGGAACGGUGAGAGUCUGGAAUGCGAAGACGGGGAAUCUGUUGUGUACGAAUAGGGACUUCCGUCAACGCGUGGAUGGUUUGGUUUUCCUGCAGGGAUCUCUCCUGGUAUGGCUGGACGAUGCUUUGCAGAGAUCAUUUAGGAAUCUCUUUCCUCCGUCUUACCAAGCUGCAUCUCUCUCCUACAGGCAGCCAGUCAAUCCAUACGGUUAGCACCUCCAUUGGCUUUACUUUGCUUAUUUACUGCAAGGCACCAGACAUAUUCGCAGCCACAUUCACCAGUCCACAACAUCGUUCUAUAAAGGUCAGAUCCUGGAAGUGGCUAGGAGGAAAGAAGUUAUGAAUAUGCGUCGAACUAUUCCAUAGUCCAUUUUCCUGCCCCAAGAUAGACGACUCACUACGCUACAACUGUCUAUGCCCCUCCUCGCCGAAUGCUUUGAUCCUGAACACGGAUACAAGAACUCACGUGAAUGAUGGAA
Molecule: messenger RNA, 3830 nt
Organism: Aaosphaeria arxii CBS 175.79
Lineage: Eukaryota; Fungi; Ascomycota; Dothideomycetes; Pleosporales
Product: WD40 repeat-like protein
Exons: 3
Coding region: 136-3564 (1142 amino acids)
Molecular function (GO): protein binding
Source: RefSeq, a predicted model, not a curated record